Molecule: messenger RNA, 1840 nt
Organism: Balearica regulorum gibbericeps (East African grey crowned-crane)
Lineage: Eukaryota; Metazoa; Chordata; Aves; Gruiformes; Gruidae
Source: RefSeq, a predicted model, not a curated record
UAACAAGCGACUUGUGGCCUUAGUGCCAAAUGACACUUCAUUCAACACCAGACGAGCCUACACCAGCGAAGAUGAAGCCUGGAAGUCGUAUUUGGAGAAUCCCCUAACAGCAGCUACCAAGGCUAUGAUGAGCAUAAAUGGGGAUGAGGACAGUGCUGCUGCUCUUGGCCUAUUGUAUGACUAUUAUAAAGUUCCCAGAGAUAAAAGGCUGUUGUCUGUUAACAAAGUGAGUGAUAAUCAAGAAGACCAAGAUAAAAGAAAUUGUCUUAAUACCACGGAAGCUCAGAGUAAUUUAAGUGGGGGAGAGAACCGCGUGCAAGUCCUGAAGACUGUGCCGGUUAACCUUUCCUUGAACCAAGAUCCUUUGGAGUCGUCCAAAAGGGAAUACAACACAAAUGUUUCUGGGAGCUCAACACCCAUCACAGGGACUGGAGUGACUGUGGUUAAAGCAGAGGAGUUCACCCCUGUUUUUAUGACCCCACAAGCACACUAUGCAAGAGGAGAAAAUGAGGAGCACCGAGGGGUUAUCUUUGAACCAUACGAAGUGUCCAACAUUGCUCCCCACACAAAUUAUCUCAAAGAUGACCAGCGCAGUACUCCAGACAGUACGUACAGUGACACCUUCAAAGACGGAGGAACAGAAAAGUAUCGCAGUGUGUCAGUGGGGGCUGAAGAAUAUAUUUACGAACAAACAAGCAGCACUUUUCAGUACACAUUAGAAGCUACCAAAUCUCUGCGUCAAAAGCAAGGGGAGGGGCCCAUGACCUACUUGAACAAAGGACAGUUCUACGCCAUCACCCUGAGUGAGACGGGUGACAACAAAUGUUUCCGACAUCCCAUCAGCAAAGUCAGGAGCGUGGUCAUGGUUGUUUUCAGUGAGGAUAAAAACAGAGAUGAACAGCUGAAAUACUGGAAAUACUGGCAUUCUCGACAGCACACAGCUAAACAGAGGGUCCUCGACAUUGCUGAUUACAAGGAGAGUUUUAAUACGAUUGGGAAUAUUGAAGAAAUAGCAUUCAAUGCUGUGUCCUUUACUUGGGAUGUCAAUGAAGAGGCAAAGAUUUUCAUCACAGUGAAUUGCUUGAGCACAGACUUCUCCUCACAAAAAGGAGUAAAAGGGCUUCCUUUGAUGAUUCAGAUUGAUACGUACAGCUAUAACAACCGCAGCAAUAAACCCAUCCACCGAGCCUACUGCCAGAUCAAGGUUUUUUGUGACAAGGGAGCAGAAAGGAAAAUCCGAGAUGAAGAGAGGAAACAGAACAGGAAGAAAGGCAAAGGCCAGGCAUCCCAAGCCUCGUGUAAUAACUCAGCUGAAGGAAAGUUGAGUGCACUCCCUCCGCAAAAAAAGAGUGAUAUCACCUUCUUCAAAACAAUGGCUGACCUAGAUUCCCAACCAGUCCUCUUCAUACCGGAUGUUCACUUUGGAAACCUACAAAGAACUGGACAGGUUUACUAUAAUACAGAUGAUGAGAGAGAAGGUAGCAGUGUCCUGGUCAAAAGGAUGUUCCGGCCUGUGGAGGAGGAGUUUGGUCCAUCCCCUUUGAAACAAAUGAAAGAAGAAGGCCUGAAAAGAGUGCUUUUGUAUGUGAGGAAGGAGACAGAUGAGGUGUUUGAUGCUUUGAUGCUGAAAUCACCUACAGUAAAGGGGCUAAUGGAAGCGAUCUCUGAGAAAUAUGGGCUGCCAGUUGAAAAGAUAGCAAAACUUUAUAAAAAGAGCAAAAAGGGUAUCUUGGUAAACAUGGAUGACAACAUUAUUGAGCACUACUCCAAUGAGGACACGUUCAUCCUACACAUGGAGAGCAUGGUCGAAGGCUUCAAGAUCACACUGACAGAGAUCUAG